This is a messenger RNA of Oncorhynchus gorbuscha (pink salmon), 379 nucleotides long. RefSeq names its product nucleolar protein 58-like. Gene Ontology annotation, molecular function: snoRNA binding. The coding region runs from base 29 to 379 and encodes 116 amino acids. The record is from RefSeq and is a predicted model, not a curated record. The transcript has 3 exons. Lineage: Eukaryota; Metazoa; Chordata; Actinopteri; Salmoniformes; Salmonidae. Gene Ontology annotation, cellular component: small-subunit processome; box C/D methylation guide snoRNP complex.
CUUCUUUCUCUCCUCUCAGAUCUCCAGGAUGCUGGCAGCCAAAGCAUCUCUGGCGAUCCGCUACGAUGCCCUGGGAGAGGACACAAACGCUGAGAUGGGAGUUGAGAACCGUGCCAAGCUGGAGGCCAGACUACGCCACCUAGAGGAGAAGGGAAUCAGAAGAAUCAGUGGAACAGGCAAAGCCAUGGCGAAGUCUGACAAAUACCAACACAAGAGUGACGUGAAGGUGUACGACCCCUCAGGAGACUCCACCCUCCCCUCUGUUUCCAAGAAGAGGAAGUUUGAGGAGGUGGAGGAGGAAGAGGUGGCCACACCGGUGACAGUCAAAACCAAGAAACCCAAGAAAGAACCUGUGGAAGGUCAGUUGAGGAACUCUUAG